AGAAACACUUCCAUAAACAAGUCAUGCCUUUUGAAUUAAAUGUAUCUUCUAAUAUUUGGUUGUAUCGCCGGUGGCAUUGCAGGUCUUGUCUAUUCUAGUGAAAACUAUACCAAAGAUGCCAGAACAAGACUUGCUCAACGAGUUUCUUUCCUCGCUGACAGACCUUGCGGUGUCCAUGAAAUGCCUCGUAAAGUCACGGUGUAUAUUACUGCAUUACCUGGUGAUGGACUUGAAAGGAGUCGAACUUGGUUUCGUGAAUAUGUCAAGGUAAUACAAUUCGCCAACCCACCGACAAAAACUUGUAUAAAAAAAUAAACUGCUACUUUUUUUUGACCGUCGCAACCUAUUCUUGUUGCAGGUGCUGUCGAUUACG
Molecule: messenger RNA, 373 nt
Organism: Mucor mucedo
Lineage: Eukaryota; Fungi; Mucoromycota; Mucoromycetes; Mucorales; Mucoraceae
Exons: 2
Coding region: 40-315 (91 amino acids)
Source: RefSeq, a predicted model, not a curated record